AUGGCACCAAGCACAGAGCCUUUUGAUCUGGUCAACUUUUGGUUCUCGUUGACCUGGUCAUUGAUAUGGAAAAUUCUAGUGACGAUUCUGGUGUUCAAGAACUUCAAAAACUUCCCCUUCGCAUGGCAUAUUCGUCUUCUUCGUGGAUAUCGCUGGCUGUUGCGUUCAAAUCGAUCAAAGGAUGGCCCUUCACCGGCCCAGCUCUUCCAGCCUCUGAUUCUGUCUUCGGGAAAUGCCCUCUGCGAGUUGGACUACAAUGGCCAUAAAUCCAACAGCACAUAUUUUGCCGAUCUUGACAUCGCUCGCGCCCAUCUCAUGUGUACUCUCUUUUCGAGCGGCGUGGACUAUGCUCGAAACGCACGCCGCAGAACUGGAAUUCUCGGCGUAUCCGACGACCUAAUCGGUUUAGCCCUGGGCGCAGUCAGCUGCACCUUUCGCAAGGAAGUGAAGCCCUUCCAAAGCUACGAGAUAUGGACACGAGUUCUCUCCUGGGACGAAAAAUGGAUAUACACCGUCACCCACUUUGUGCGAAAGGAUACUGUUCGACCACGUAGCUUUACGCUUCUACCGCAGGCCUACAGUUCUCGACAGGGAAAACUCAACGAUCUUGCCAGAAAGGAAGACGCUAUAUUCGCCUCUGCUCUGAGCAAGUGUGUGUGGAAGAAGGGACGUCGGACUGUUUCUCCUGAGAUUAUGCUUCAAGUCUCUGGUCUACUGCCCCCACGACCUGGCCAGGAGGAUUUUGUGGCUAGUCUUCGUGAUGAGCCACUAGAAAAGCUCACUGUCACCAAGCAGUUCGAAGAGUACUACGAUCUCCCUUUCAAAUUAGUUGCCAAAAUUGAAGAUCUCUGGGACAUCCUCAGGGCUCAGCUUUCCAUGGAAGCCGAGGAUGUGGCUGAAGAGGGCCGAAUCCGCAGCGCAAAGCAGCCUCACCCCAUCCGACACAACCAGCAGCAACAACAACCCAGAGAGGAGUGGACAUGGGAGAAAGUGGAGCAGGAACGUCGACGGGGUAUGGAGAUUGCCAGGAGUCUGGCUGAAAUGGACCGGUUGCAUGGCGAGUUCACCGCUGAUACUGAUGCGUUGGCUAUGCGCCGGGAUCUGUGGUAG
Molecule: messenger RNA, 1110 nt
Organism: Talaromyces marneffei
Lineage: Eukaryota; Fungi; Ascomycota; Eurotiomycetes; Eurotiales; Trichocomaceae
Exons: 3
Coding region: 1-1110 (369 amino acids)
Source: RefSeq, a predicted model, not a curated record